GCUGCAUAUUUUUUUCUUCUCCAUCUAUCUCCCUAGCCGACGCCAUAGCUGCUAAAAAUAGCUGUUGAAAAUUGAAAUUAAAAUUAAAAAAAGGCUCUAUCUUAAUCCAAUCCAAUCCGUUUCUUUGGUGCACACAAUCGAAGAGUAUAUAAUUAGACAACAAAAAUUCAGUGAGAGAGAAGCUAUAAUUGCCAUUUUUCAAUUCAAUUCAGUUAUUGUCAAUUGUCAUUUGGAUUUUUUUUCCUCUCCCUUUUCCCUUGUGGAGAAACCUCGGUGAUCAAUUCUUCGCCAUUUUCCCGAGGCAAUCCACAACCCACGUUUUUUUUUCCUGUUCUUUUCAACCUUCCAUUUGAGUUUUGUUUAUCUUAUUUUGGAUAUCUGAAUACACCCAUUCAUCUAUACAGGUUUUCAAGGGAGAUUUUGGGUUUUUUUCCCUUUGAUUUUCUGGGGAAGUGCAUAAAUUUUUAAGGGACAAAUUCCGAGUAUAUACGUAUUAGUUUUGAAGGGAGAUAAAUCGAUUUUGUUGAAGGAAAUGCGAGUUAAAGAAUCGAUUUUGAGGAAAUGCGAGUUAAAGAAUCGAUUUUGAGGUUAUAGAGACAAAUUUUUAUGUGGGUAUUCUUAUAUUUGAAGGGAAAUUCUGAGGGAUUACAAUAGAUGAGAUGGUUUCAAGGCAAGUGAUGCCUGCUUGUGAUACGUUAUGUUUCUUUUGUCCUGCAUUGCGCACGAGAUCGAGGCAGCCCAUCAAGCGCUACAAGAAAUUGCUGGCCGAUAUAUACCCUCGAGCUCCGGAUGAACAACCAAAUGAUCGAAAGAUUGGUAAACUCUGUGAAUAUGCUUCUAAAAACCCUCUCCGUAUUCCAAAGAUCACAAGUUCUCUUGAGCAAAGGUGUUACAAGGAUUUGAGGACCGAGCAGUUUCAAUCUGUAAAAGUUGUUAUGAGCAUCUACAGGAAGUUGUUGAUUUCUUGUAAGGAGCAAAUGCCAUUGUUUGCGAGUAGCUUGCUUAGCAUCAUACACAUUCUACUAGAUCAAACACGGCAUGAUGAUGUACGCAUAUUAGGAUGCCAAGCUCUUUUUGAUUUUGUGAAUAAUCAGAGAGAUGGUACUUAUGUGUUCAAUUUAGAUGGCUUGAUUCCAAAACUUUGUCAUUUAGUUCAGGAAAUAGGAGAGGAGGGAAAGAUAGAACAUAUUCGCACUGCUGGGCUUCAGGCCCUUUCAUCAAUGGUUUGGUUCAUGGGUGAAUUCUCUCAUAUUUCAGCAGAUUUUGAUACUGUGGUUUCGGUUGUCUUGGACAAUUAUGAAUGUCAGAAGAGUAAUUCAGAGGCAGAUGGUUUCCAGAGUGAAUGUGUUGAAGAAGAUUCUCCUUCACCAGAUGCCCUGACAAGGAUUCCUUCUUGGAGGAGGAUUGUUAGUGAGCAAGGCGAAGUUAACAUAUCUCUGGAGGAUUCCAAGAACCCUACAUUUUGGUCAAGGGUUUGCCUGCUUAACAUGGCACAGUUGGCCAAGGAAGCUACAACUGUGCGACGUGUCCUUGAAUCAUUGUUCCGCUAUUUUGAUGAUGGUGACCUCUGGUCUCCACAAUAUGGUCUUGCUCUUUCUGUCUUGCUGGAUAUGCAGCUAAUAAUAGAGAAAUCUGGACAAAAGACGCACUUCGUGUUGUCCAUCUUAAUAAAGCACCUUGAUCACAAGAAUGUUCUUAAAAAGCCCAAUAUGCAACUAGACAUUGUUAAUGUUGCCACCUGCCUUGUCCGACAAACAAAGGUUCAGCCAUCUGUUGCUAUAAUAGGUGCACUAAGUGAUAUGAUGAGACACCUGCGGAAAAGCAUACACUGCUCACUAGAUGAUGCAGAUCUAGGGACUGAAGUAAUUGAAUGGAACCGUAGAUUUCGAGCAGCAGUGGAUGAGUGUCUUGUGCAGAUAGCGUACAAGGUUGGAGAUGCUGAUCCUAUCCUUGAUGUGAUGGCUGUAAUGUUGGAGAACAUGCCAAGUAUUACUGUUAUGGCCAGAACCCUAAUUAAUACUGUUUAUCGUACUGCUCAGAUAGUGGCAUCCCUGCCAAAUUUGUCCUAUCAGAACAAGGGUUUUCCUGAGGCACUAUUUCAUCAGUUACUUCUGGCUAUGGUCUGUGAAGACCAUGAAACGAGGGCGGGGGCACACCGCAUAUUUUCUGUUGUUCUUGUCCCAUCUUCUUUUUGCCCCCGUCCUACUGCCACUUCCAUCCCCAAUAAGGCAACCAAUAUGCAAAGGAUGCUCUCAAGGAAUGUAUCUGUGUUUUCUUCUUCAGCUGCUCUCUUUGAGAAACUGAAAAAGGAAGAGCAUUCUUCACAAGAAAAUAUUUCUGAAGACACAAAGAACAAAAUUGUAGCCAAUGAGGGUUCAACAUUAAAUAAUCCUUCCAUGCUAAGUAGAUUGAAGUCAAGUUACAGCCGAGCUUAUAGUGUGAAAAGGAACCCACCACCAAUAACAGCAGAUGAGAUGACCACAGAAACCAGAGGUUCAACAUUAAAUAAUCCUUCCAUGCUAAAUAGAUUGAAGUCAAGUUACAGCCGAGCUUAUAGUGUGAAAAAGACCCCACCACCUAUAACAGCAGAUGAGAUGACCACAGAAACCAGCACCUCAAGCAAAGAACAGAUAAUGUCCCUUAGGUUGAGCAGUCGCCAGAUUACCCUUCUGCUUUCGUCAAUUUGGGCACAAUCCUUUUCUCCUUUAAAUGCUCCUCAAAACUAUGAAGCAAUUGCUCAUACUUACAGCCUGGUGUUGCUAUUUGCCCGGACCAAGAACUCCAGCAAUGAGACUUUGAUUCGAAGUUUUCAGUUAGCGUUUUCAUUAAGGAGCUUUGCUCUUGGAGGAGGGCCACUACAACCAUCGCGUCGACGAUCACUCUUUACCUUGGCAACAUCUAUGAUUAUCUUUUCAUCAAAAGCCUUCAACAUUCGGCCUGUUGUUUCUUGUGCCAAAGCUACACUUACAGAUAAAACAGUUGAUCCAUUUCUACAAUUGGUUAAUGAAAGCAAGUUACAGGCUGUUAACAACCAAAUGGAGCACCCAAGGAAAGUUUAUGGAUCUAAAGAAGAUAAUGAGGAUGCUCAAAAGUCACUUUCGGCCAUAAAAAUAACAGAGAGCCAAACAAAAGAAUCAUUUGCUACCAUGAUAGCCAAGUUUCUAGGAACAUCAUCAAACCAAGAUUCUGCGAUAAGAGUAGAGUUGCUUAAAGAUUUUGUGCCAGAUGAUGUAUGUCCAUUGGGAGCUGAUUUAUUCUUGGAGAUGUCAGAACAAAUGUCCGAGUUUGUAGUGGAAGACAAAUGUUCUGAGAAGGUGGAGCCUCCACUAUUCACAGUAGAUGACAGCCCUCUACCUAAUACAUCUGAAGGUCAAAAUGAUCCCGGUUUGCUGCUGACCCUAGAAUCUCCCACGCUUCUGAGUGUUGGUGAACUUUUAAAUGCAGUUUCAGAAACAACAAAUCAAGUUGGAAGAUUUUCUGUCUCAACCCCACCUGACUUGCCUUAUAUGGAAAUGGCUGGCCAUUGUGAAGCCCUUUCAGCAGGAAAGCAGAAAAAGAUGUCUGCUUUAAUGAGUUCUCAGCAAAGCGUGAUUAGAAUAUCUGCUUAUGACCAAAUCCAACCAAUGCAGGCUUAUGAACAUAACCAAGCAAUGCAAAUGCCAUCCAAUUUUCACUUUCUGCAGUGUGGAAACCCAUUCCUUGACCAAAAUUUUGGUCCUAAUUCACUCAACCCAUCUACUCCUGCUGGUCUUUUGCUUUGCGCAACAGAGUAUCAGCAUCUUCAGCACUUCAAGUUGCCAGCUUCUAGUCCCUAUGAUAAUUUUCUCAAGGCUGCUGGAUGUUGAUGCUGUAACUACUAUAGCAGCUCUCAACAAGGCUCAGACUCUAUAUCAGAGUUAGGAAAUCUUGAGUGGUACACUGAGGGUAACGAAGGCUUUAGUCCUCCAUGUUGCUACUGUUUUUUGGAAUCAUAUCAGGUAGGGACCAGCUACCGAUGGAUCAGCAAUUCAUCAUUGCCAUUUUGUUUUGAUAUCAGUUUAGGAAUGAAGAUCAAAUUCAAUGGGGGAGUUAAGAAUGAAGCUCCAGUAGCACAUUGGAGACAAAAUUUGGCGUUCUUGUUCCUGCUGUGUUGAAAUUUUAUCAUUCAGGUACUAGCAACUAUUGAUGGAUCAGUGAUUUUUUCCUGUCGAUUUCAGUUUGAACAUUUGAUGUCUUCAUUCAUUUAUUCUUUUAUCUUCAUUCUUUGAAGGGGAGGGCUUUUUCCUCUCCCUUCUUUUCUCCCCUUAAAUUGACUUGUAUAUAUAAUGAAUUUUUUGAGAAUUCAUACUGCUCCUUCAGAUACUGCAACUCUGCAAGGAGCUUUUAUGGUAAUAUAUUUUUGGUAGAAGUGAAAGUUUGUAUAGUUUGGAUUGUAUAUGAAUGGGAUUACUUUAUGUUAAA
Molecule: messenger RNA, 4440 nt
Organism: Hevea brasiliensis (rubber tree)
Lineage: Eukaryota; Viridiplantae; Streptophyta; Magnoliopsida; Malpighiales; Euphorbiaceae
Product: protein SEMI-ROLLED LEAF 2
Exons: 19
Coding region: 660-3845 (1061 amino acids)
Source: RefSeq, a predicted model, not a curated record